UAAAUUGAGAUGUCUGUUUGUUCUUUUUCAAUUUACAGCAACAUUUGGUUGUCGCGUUUAAAUUAUUUUGCAAAUAUUGCUGAAUAAAGUUUUUAUCUGGCAGAUUGUCAACUGGGUACUGGCAACUCUCUAAACGUAAUGGUCAAUAUAGUUUAACCUUGUGCAUGAACAAUUCUAAGAUUUGUACAUUAAAAAACCACAAUUUAUCGUACCAGACGUGAUUAGGGACUAUUCAAUAUGGUCGUAGGGGCAUUUCCAAUUGCAAAACUAUCAGCUUUACUGAUUAAACAAAUAAGUAAACCUAUUGCAAAUGUUUGCAAAGAACGAGCCAAAAAUAAUCCUUUUUUCAGGACUUAUGUUUGUAUGCCUCCAGCCCAAUUUUAUAACUGGUGUGAAGUUAAAGCAAAAAUGUGGAUUCUAAACUUGGGCAAGCCUGUGAACAUACCAGUUCUCAGUCAAGAAAUGGCCAUAGAACUUGGAGCCAACCUUCUUGGUGAAUCAGUUAUUUUCGUUAUUGGUGCUGGUCUCUUAUUGUUUGAAUACAACAGGCAGAGUAAAAAGGAAAGUGCAAAGGAAGCCAAGAGAGAAGAAGAAUCCAAACACAUUGCUGAUACAAUCACUGAUUUGUACUUCACUGUUCAAAGACAGCAAACACAACUUAGAGAAAUGGAGAGAAUUAUUUAUUCUAUUAGUGGACAGAAACCAACAGUUCCACCUCCUACCCUUCCCAAGGAACCACCAGUGUUGGCCCCACCAGCAAUAGCUCCUCCGCAACCAACAAAACCUGAGUGUGUUAAUUAUGAUAGAUAUGACAGUGUGAUUGUAACAGCUACGCCUUACCCUAACAAUGGUUUGAUACUUCAGUCUCUAAACUAUAUCCAAAUGGAUGCCUUUAGUUCUCUAUUCCCCAACAACCACAGUAAUAAUGUGUUAGUUGAGGAAAAGAAUACCAAAACUGAAGAAAAAGCAUUUAAUCCUAAAAGAGAAUCUGCAAUUCUUUCAGAAGCGUUACACAACAUAGAAAAUAAUUUUAGAAGUUUGUUUUAAAUUCUGUGAUAACUGUAUAUACCAACUUGCAGUAUAAGAAAGUGUUUACAGUAGAUGUUUCAGCUAAUUUUUUUGAGAACUUUUCUUUAUGUUUACUGAAUCAAGGAAAAUGUAAAUGUAACUGCAAAAGUAUAUUAUAUUGUAUUUUUUUUUGUAAUAUGGGGCAGUAUUUAUGUGAGACAGACUUAGUAAGUAAUUUAUUGAAUAUUUUGUAUUGUUAUGUAUAUAGCCAGUAUGUACACAUAUACAUUUCUCCAUAUAAAAGGAUAGAUAUAUAUUGUAUUCUAUGUCACAAACAACAUUUGAAUUGGCUGCUUUUAGGAAGCGUUUUGUACUUGUCAUUAUUGGUACUAAGUUUGUUUUUGUAUAUUUUAGCAUUUAAGUACCUGAAUAUAUUACAACUGUUUAACAGAAAUAAAGUAGGCAUCAAGCAGUAAGUAAA
Trichoplusia ni (cabbage looper) is the source of this 1489-nucleotide messenger RNA. RefSeq names its product putative OPA3-like protein CG13603. NCBI's taxonomy places the organism in Eukaryota, Metazoa, Arthropoda, Insecta, Lepidoptera, Noctuidae. Bases 238 to 1047 code for a protein of 269 amino acids. The transcript is spliced from 4 exons. The record is from RefSeq and is a predicted model, not a curated record. Gene Ontology annotation, cellular component: mitochondrion. Gene Ontology annotation, biological process: regulation of lipid metabolic process.